UUCCUCCUUCGUCAACAUGGCGCCGAUGUUGGCACCGCUGAAAUGCGGCUUCCACUUCCAGAGACGAAAAUUGGCGCUCGUCCUUCGACAGACGAGCUCAUAUCACAUUUGGAAUAGAAGCCGCUGCGUGAACGGCGCCGACCACAAACGGCAGAGUACCUGCGCGUUGAGUUCCCCUCCAUACGUACGAACAGCGACAUGGGGUACACACAGGAACGAAAACAGUCGUCGGAUUUUGGAGGCAGCAAAACAUUUACAGGUGACAGACAAACGGACAUGUUGGCACGGAAGUGCGGGAGGAAAUUUAAGUGCCGAUCCAAAAAAUGUGCUGAAGGAGGUGAAUUCACCCAAGAUCCUAUCUGCAAUGCUGUCUUACGUGUGGCCAAAGGACAGACCAGACCUGCGAGCCCGUGUUGUCAUUUCUCUGGGCCUGCUCGCUGGAACAAAGCUCACCAAUGUGAUGGUGCCCUUCAUGUUUAAGUAUGCAGUGGACGAGCUUAACCAGAUGUCGGGACACAUGCUGAACCUGAAUGACGCGCCAAGCACUGUGGCUACCAUGGCAACGGCCGUGCUGAUUGGCUAUGGCUUGUCGCGGUCUUGUGCUGCCCUCUUCAACGAGGUGAGGAACACUGUGUUCGGCAAGGUGGCCCAGAGCUCCAUCCGACGCAUCGCCAAGAACGUCUUCCUCCACUUGCACAAUCUGGACCUGGGUUUCCAUCUCAGCCGCCAGACAGGAGCGCUGUCCAAGGCCAUCGACCGCGGCACACGAGGCAUCUCCUUCAUCCUCAGUGCGAUCGUCUUCAAUCUAGGACCCACAGUCUUUGAGAUGGGCCUCGUCAGUGCCAUCUUGUAUUACCAGUGUGGUGGACAGUUUGCUGCAGUGGCCUUGGGCACCUUAACAUCAUACACUCUUUUCACCAUUCUCGUCACUCAGUGGAGGACUCGUUUCCGGAUAGAGAUGAACAAAGCAGACAAUGAAGCAGGCAAUGCAGCUAUCGACUCUCUUCUCAACUAUGAGACUGUAAAGUACUUCAACAAUGAGAAGUAUGAAGCUGAAAGAUACGAUGAAUUCCUGAAGAUUUAUGAGUCAUCCUCUUUAAAAACCACAUCCACGCUCGCCAUGCUCAACUUUGGUCAGAGUGUCAUCUUCAGUGUUGGCCUGACUACCAUCAUGCUGCUGGCCAGCAAGGGCAUUGCAGCAGGUACGAUGACCGUGGGAGACCUGGUGAUGGUGAACGGUCUGCUCUUCCAGCUCUCCCUCCCUCUCAACUUCCUGGGCACAGUGUACAGAGAGACCAGACAGGCCCUAAUAGACAUGAACACUCUUUUCACACUGCUCAGCAUCGACACCAGGAUCAAGGAGAAAGAUCUCGCCCCGGCUUUAGCCGUCUCACCACAGGAGGCCACCAUCCGAUUUGAGGACGUGUAUUUUGAAUACCUGGAGGGCCAAAAAGUCUUAAAUGGAGUGUCCUUUGAGGUGCCUGCUGGGAAGAAGGUGGCCAUAGUCGGUGGCAGCGGUUGUGGGAAGAGCACCAUUGUGCGCCUCUUGUUCCGCUUCUUUGAGCCUCAGCGGGGGAACAUCUACGUAGCAGGGCAGAAUAUCCGAGACGUCGGCCUCGACAGCCUGAGGAAGUCUUUGGGGGUCGUACCACAGGAUGCCGUUCUGUUCCACAACACCAUCUUCUACAACCUGCAGUAUGGGAACAUCAACGCUACACCAGAGGAGGUGUACCAAGUGGCACGUCUAGCAGGCAUCCAUAAUGCUAUCCUCAGGAUGCCCCAUGGCUAUAACACCCAGGUUGGGGAGCGGGGCCUCAAGCUGUCAGGGGGGGAGAAGCAACGUGUUGCCAUUGCCCGCGCCAUACUGAAGAAUCCACCCAUUCUCCUAUAUGACGAAGCAACCUCCUCCCUCGACUCUAUAACAGAAGAGAACAUCCUUACUUCAAUGAAGGGGAUGGUGAAGGACAGGACUACAAUGUUUAUUGCUCACAGGCUUUCCACAAUCGUAGACGCAGACGAGAUUAUAGUGCUCAAUGAGGGUAAAGUGGCAGAGCGGGGCGACCACCGCACCCUCCUCGGCACCCCGGGCAGCUUGUACGCAGACCUGUGGAACACCCAGAACAACAAAAUCCUGAACAAUAGCAAGGGCUCGCCCGAGCCAUCGGCUGAGCGCCUGUCCCAGAAGGAGGAGGAGAGGAAAAAAUUGCAGGAGGAGAUUCUCAACAGUGUGAAGGGCUGUGGGAACUGCUCCUGUUGAGAGAAUCUGCCACCGCCAUGUCUCCUCAUCCCUCACAGAUGGCCUAUGCUGGAAUCCCUGGUCUGUGCAGUGUUGUCGGUGGGGUUGGUGGGGGCUACGUCCCCCUCUACCCACUCCCCACUUCCAACUCCAGCCAAGCCUCCACCCAUGUGACUGUCCCUCCUCCCCCUCAUGUGAAUACAGACCACUGCUCGCCAAAGUUAAGGAGGAGGAGCAGAACAGGGAGCAAGUGUGUUUAGCACUGGCUGGUGUCCAGAGAUUGAGCUUUUAUGCCAGUUGCCUCAGCUGAAUCCAAGCAUAAGAGACCUUGUAUAUCACAUACAUGUGUGUUAGACAUCUGUUAGUCAACAUGCCCCCCCACCCCCACCCUCUAUUAGUGACAUCAGGUUUAUUGACAUCAUCCAUUGCACUGGAAACAGAUGAGAAUACACAUAAUGACUUACAUAUGCCUUGAUGUUGACACCACCUUUGUAUUAAUUACAUUUUUAAAUUAUUUUCAAAAUAAAUUAAACAUAUAAUUAGCUUUUUAUAUCGCGAAUGUGUACAUAGUGAAAUGCGUUCUGCAAAUAGGCCAGAAUGCAGAAUUGCAAAGAUUGUUUGAAUAACACUAUUUCAUAAAACUGAUGCUUCUGGGGGAUUUAGUCAUAAAUGAACAUAGCGGGUGAAAUUGUUCUAAAAAUAUCAAAUUUGGCAGAUAAUCAAGUCUUUUAGACAAAUGACAACAUAAUAUGGAUGUUUACAUGCACGACAGCUCUCCGGUGAAUUAAUAAUAUGUCUCAGUCACAUUCAUGUAAAUAUAACACUGAGAAUAACAAGUGGUAACUUAUAAAUCAUGAAUGGUUUUCACCACAUUGGAGCCACAUUAAGAGUCGAAAGCCUCCUCUGGGAACAUUCCACAGACAUAUCACUUUGCCUCGGCUGAGGGGCCUCCUCUAAAGUAAAGUUGUGUUUGAGAUUUUAACAGUGCUAAGACAGCUUUUUGGAUUGUAUGAUCGGAAUACAAAGGCUUCCUCUUGAAGGUUUAGUGUUAAUAUUUAAAAACUGAAAAUACAUGUCUGUCCUCAUUUUCUGAGGGUUGUUUUGGGGAUAUGCACAUUUUGUUAGGAACCAUGUGUUGAUAUUUUAUCUAUCGAUGAGAAAUCAUUAGUUGGGUGUACACACUGUAAUAAGCCUGUGUCAUAGUGUUAUUCUGACUAUAUGAGUACGGUGCAGACACUUAAAUAAAUGUUGGCUUUUGACUAAAUA
Scophthalmus maximus (turbot) is the source of this 3502-nucleotide messenger RNA. RefSeq names its product ATP-binding cassette, sub-family B (MDR/TAP), member 7 (gene abcb7). Gene Ontology annotation, cellular component: mitochondrial inner membrane. Gene Ontology annotation, biological process: intracellular iron ion homeostasis; transmembrane transport. The transcript has 16 exons. The record is from RefSeq and is a predicted model, not a curated record. The coding region runs from base 17 to 2257 and encodes 746 amino acids. Lineage: Eukaryota; Metazoa; Chordata; Actinopteri; Pleuronectiformes; Scophthalmidae. Gene Ontology annotation, molecular function: ATP hydrolysis activity; ATP binding; ABC-type transporter activity.